Oenanthe melanoleuca is the source of this 2920-nucleotide messenger RNA. It is a transcript of the gene EPB41L4B, whose product is annotated as erythrocyte membrane protein band 4.1 like 4B. The transcript has 16 exons. The record is from RefSeq and is a predicted model, not a curated record. Gene Ontology annotation, cellular component: cytoskeleton. NCBI's taxonomy places the organism in Eukaryota, Metazoa, Chordata, Aves, Passeriformes, Muscicapidae. Bases 65 to 1618 code for a protein of 517 amino acids. Gene Ontology annotation, molecular function: cytoskeletal protein binding.
CCGCGGGGCCGGGCGCGGAGCUGCGGGCUCGGGGGUGUGAGCGGCCGGGCAGGGCGCCCCCAGGAUGCUGCGGUUCCUGCGCAGGACCUUUGGCCGGCGGUCGAUGCAGCGCUACGGGCGAGGAGCCGGGCGCGGAGCCGGGCGCGGUGGGCUCGGCGGCGAGGGGGACGAGCGGGACGGGGGGCUGCGAGGAGCGGCCGCCGCCGCCGUCGGCUCGGGAGGCUUCCCCUCCUCGCCGCUCCCCGGAGGGGUCGUGCACAGCGCCGGAGCGCCCGUCCACAUCCCGGCGGCCGGCGGCAGCAAGCCGGUGCUGCAGUGCCGCGUCCUUCUCCUGGACGGCACCGAAGUCAACGUGGAGCUGCCGAAAAAUGCAAAGGGACAGGAGUUGUUUGACCAGAUUGUGUAUCAUUUGGACCUUGUAGAAACGGAUUACUUUGGCCUGCAAUUCAUGGAUGCUUCCCAAAUUACACACUGGUUGGACCAUUCAAAAUUCAUUAAGAAGCAAAUAAAAAUUGGACCUCCGUACACGCUGCAUUUUCGAAUUAAGUACUAUUCGUCAGAACCGAACAACCUUCACGAAGAGUUUACCAGGUACCUGUUUGUAUUACAGCUCCGGCAGGACAUUCUUUCAGGGAAACUGAAAUGCCCAUACGAAACUGCUGUUGAACUAGCAGCUCUGUGUCUUCAAGCUGAGUUGGGAGAGUGUGAGCACCCUGAGCACACACCAGAGCUCGUGUCUGAAUUCAGGUUUGCACCAAACCAGACUGAAGCAAUGGAAUUUGACAUUUUUCAGAAAUGGAAGGAGUGCAGGGGAAAGAGCCCGGCGCAGGCUGAAUUGUGCUACUUGAACAAAGCUAAAUGGCUAGAAAUGUACGGUGUAGAUAUGCAUGUGGUGAAGGGAAGAGAUGGUUGUGAAUAUGCUCUUGGACUGACACCAACAGGCAUAUUGAUCUUUGAAGGAGCCAACAAAAUAGGCUUAUUCUUUUGGCCUAAAAUCACAAAAAUGGACUUUAAAAAGAGCAAACUAACGCUCGUGGUUGUAGAAGAUGAUGAACAGGGCAGAGAGCAAGAGCACACAUUUGUUUUCCGGUUAGACAGUGCCAAAACGUGCAAACAUUUGUGGAAGUGUGCGGUGGAGCACCACGCUUUCUUCAGAUUGAGAGCCCCAGCAAAUAGCAAAUCUAGCAGAUCCGACUUCAUAAGGCUGGGAUCACGCUUCAGAUUCAGUGGGAGGACAGAAUAUCAAGCAACACACGGGACAAGAUUACGUAGGACUAGUACAUUUGAAAGAAGGCCCAGCAAGAGAUACCCUUCUCGGAGGCAUUCCACUUACAAGGCAAACAAUCCUGUGAAAGCAGCACAGCUGUGUGCUAAAAAUACUCCUGAAGUCCAUAACUAUCAGCCACAGUAUCAUCCUAAUAUACAUCCUGCUCAGCCACUCUGGCAUCCACACACACCUGUGAAUGUAAGGCCACCCUAUCAUGAUGACAGGCCCUAUUGGAAACCCCCCACAAGUGGAGAGGACAGCAAUUUACGGUAUAUCCAGGAACAGAACCAGAAGAAUUUAGGAGGAGUCCAAAGCAUGAUGUACCAAGAUAAACUCAUGACGACUCUCUGAAAAAGAGCCAUCUUCAUUUCACCUGCCAUCUUAGACAUCAUUGCAUUCCAUGGUCCUUGUCUGUCUGCAGUAUGUUCAAAGUGUAUUGUGCAUAAAGUGUGUGUCUUUGUAUGUACAUCCAUCUUUGUUUAGUGUUCGUGGACAUUCUUGGGAAAAGUGUUUUCCGUAUCUUUGUUAAAAAAAAAAAAAUCUUGAAAAACCUUUUUUGAAUUCUGGUAAGAAUUUUCAGUGCCCCAAGACCAGAAAUACUUCUGGGAGUUUUCAUUCUACCCUACUUUCAAAUCUGUGACCCUCUGCCUGCUGUUGAAGAUCAGACAUUUGUGCCUUAGUUAUUUUUAUUACCUUGUUUCUUUUGAGUCAAAUUGAUAGAUGAAGUUUGAGAACCUUAUUUUUUAGUUGGCAUGCAAAUAGGAGAUUGGAGGGAGAAAAAACCAGAAUUCAUACUAGCAAUCAAAUUGGCUUGUGGGCCACCAACAAAGGGAGCCUACUAAGGCAGUCAUAGGUUUGGAUGUCAUUUGUUUCUAAUUUUUGCAUUCUGCAGAAGAAAAUAGAGGUGCUUACCUAACUUUGAAAACAAGUAUAGGGAAAGAACACUGUAAUAAAUUUCACAGAGUCUGUGUAUAUCUUUUUUUUUUUUUUUUUUUUUUUUACUUACUGAUUAUAUUGAUAGCAUUCCCCAAUACCAUACCUGCUGCUAUAAAGGCAAGAAUGUUAAAAAUUAAUCCUUGCUAAAAGGGUGCUGCUGUCAUCUUAUUUUUAAUGUGAUUAUGAAAGUGAACUUUAUAAUUACAUGAAACUACCUACUAAUAACUUUCUCUGAGUGGGUUCGAAAACACACCAUUUAAUCAGUACAUUAAAAAAUGAGCACAUUCCAGUGGAAUAGCUCUGUCUUUUUAAAGUUAGACAUUUGUGAAGUUGAAUGUAUAUUUUACAGACCUAGGACUUUGAAUUGGACUGGCUGGUAUUUUGAUCACUUGCAGACUUUUUUGUUAUCUUUAAACCAAAAAUCUCAGUGCCAUCUUCACUUGUGCAUUUGUUUUAGUUAGGCCUUACAUCUGUGGUCUCUCUGAAGUUGUUGGAAUGAAUGAAUCUUCAUUUGGGAUGUUUUCAAAAUGAAGUAGUUUUUUAACUUGAUUUUGAUAAAUACACAUUUAUAAAUGGCUAUAAUGAAUUUUUUCAGAGCAAAUUUGAUAGUUUAUUACUUUUUGUGAAAUACAUUUGUUUACAAAUGCUAUCUUUUAUUAUUUGUUUUGAUCUUUCCUGUAUGUGCUAAGUACAAAUAAAUAAUGUCAAUCUUGUUGA